UGCUGGUAUCUGUCGGGUGCAUGUGUGCGCGCUCGGUGCGUGCUACGGCUGCUGCUUGUCACACAUUGUGCCGCGGCGCUAACACGGGCAGCGACAAGGACCAAAAAAUCCGUCCGGUAGCAGUUGUUAUCCCUGGAAAAAAAAAAGAAAAAGAGAGAAAAGAAGAAGGCUGAUAUCUGUUUGUCCUCCCUCGCUCCUCUCCUCCCCCUGAAAAACUCACCCUCAGUGGAGACGCCGCUGGUUUUAAAGUGCUGCUCUUCAAGGAGAAUAUCUGAGACACAUUACAAUGCUUCAAAUAAGGGACCUCAUCUGGGGAUUGCUGUUCAUUGGCUGUGCAGCUGCCAUUCAGGUGCAAAUCACUCCAACACAAGGGGAGAUCAGCGUCGGAGAGUCCAAAUUUUUCCUGUGCGAAGUGGUGGGAGAUGCUAAAGACAUAGACUGGUACGAUCCCAGCGGUGAGAAGAUCCUCCCCAACAGGCCGGAUAUCUCCGUGAGCCGCAACGAUGAAGCCACGUCGACUCUCACCAUCUACCACGCCAACGUGGACAGCGCUGGCAUCUACAAGUGUGUGGCGAAGAACGGAGACAAGGAGGCCCAGGCCACGGUCCAAGUGAAGAUCUUCCAAAAGAUCACCUUCCAGAACGCUCCGACCCCUCAGGAGUUCAAUGAGGGUGACGACGCCGACAUCGUCUGCGAUGUUGUCAGCUCGCCGCCAGCCACCAUUAUUUGGAAGUAUAAGGGCGCCACCAUCCAAGCUUCCAAAGACGUGCGAUUCAAGAUCCUGUCAAACGGCCAUCUGCAGAUCCGCGGCAUCAAGAAGACGGAUGAGGGAAUGUACAACUGUGAGGCUCGAGUCACGGCCAGGGGAGAAAUAGACUUCAGGAUGAUGAAGGUCAUUGUUAAUGUCCUUCCCACCAUCCGGGCCAGGCAGUCGGAGGUCAACGCUACAGCAGAUGUUGGCAGCUCUGCCUUGUUGGCUUGUGAUGCAGACGGAUUCCCCGAACCCACCGUUACCUGGGCUCAUAACAACGUUGUCCUUGAAACGGGUGAUAAGUACAGCCUGAACGGGGACGGCUCAGAAUUGGAAAUAAAAGAUGUCAAGAAGGUGGAUGAAGGCGAUUACACUUGCAUCGCCAAGAACAAGGCAGGAGAGAAAACUGAGGAAGUCAGCCUGAACGUGUUCGUGCAACCCAAGAUUACCUUCUUGAUUAACCAAAGCGCCUCAGAGUUUGACGAACAAGUCACCCUGACCUGCGAGGCCUCCGGUGACCCCACACCUGCCAUCUCCUGGAGUUUUGGAAACAGAGUCUUCACUGAAGGAGAGCAGGCUUCAUGGACGCGACCAGACAAAUACGAGAGCCUUGAUAGAAACGUCGUGGUUCGCAGUCAUGCCCGGGUUUCCUCCCUCACCCUGAAGAACGUCCAGUUCACGUACGCCGGCCAGUAUCUCUGCACCGCCAGCAACUCCAUCGGUCAGGACAACCGUCACAUGUACCUGGAAGUUCGCUAUGCUCCAAAGAUCCUGGGUUCAGUGACGGUGUACACGUGGGAGGGAAACCCGGCCAACAUCAGCUGUGAGGUGGACGCUCAUCCAGGAGCUGAAGUGGUUUGGUUCAGAGACGGCCUCCAGCUGCCCAACGCCAACACCACCAACAUGAAGGUCUACAACACGCCAACCAUCAGCUACCUGGAGAUUACCCCUGAUUCUCAAAAUGACUUUGGCAGCUACAACUGCACAGCGACCAAUGUGAUGGGCACCGAAUCCAAGGAGUUCAUCCUCAUCCAAGCAGAGGUUCCAUCAUCGCCAGAAAUUCAACAAGUGGAACCUUUCUCCAGCACAGCGGUGGUGGAGUUCGAGGAGCCCGUCUCCAUGGGUGGAGUGCCCAUUAUCAAGUACAGAGUGCAAUGGCGUUCGCUGGGGCAGGAAUGGACCGGCAGGGAGUACGACGCCGAGGACGACAUGACCAGGAUCACCAUCGUUGACCUGAAACCAGAAACCACCUACGAGGUCAAGAUGUCCGCCAUCAAUGGCAAAGGCGAAGGCGAGAGCAGCACGGCCAGCACUUUCAAGACCCAGCCAGUCCGCUAUUCUUUCACAAAGGGCAGUUCGUUCCAUUACUUUAAUGUGGCUUCAGUUUCAUCAUCGAUAUCGCCCACUAUCGCUGCCACCGCUAUGACCCGUAGGGAACCCAGUGCCCCCAAACUAGAGGCCAAGGCCCAAGGGGGCAAUUCUCUUAAGGUGAACUGGAUCAAGCAGGACGAUGGUGGUUCCCCUAUUAAACACUACCUGGUCAGAUACAAGGCUACGCAUGUAUCUGACUGGAAACCAGAGAUCCGCCUCCCCCACGGCAGUGAGUACGUAUUGCUGAGCGGCCUGGACUGGAAUACAGAGUAUGAGGUCCGUGUGGUGGCAGAGAACCAGCAGGGCAAGUCUAAGCCUGGCACCCUCUCCUUCAGAACAGCCGUAGAGCCCACCACCAUCCCAGACGCUGUGGACGGCGGCUCGGGCCUGGGCACCGGCGCCAUCGUGGGCAUCCUCAUCGUGGUCUUUUUCCUGCUGCUGGUGGGCGUGGACAUCACCUGCUACUUCCUCAACAAGUGCGGGCUCCUCAUGUGCAUCGCUGUGAACUUCUGCGGGAAGGCCGGCCCCGGGGCCAAGAGCAAGGACAUCGAGGAGGGCAAGGCAGCGUUCACGAAAGAUGAGUCCAAGGAGCCCAUUGUGGAGGUGAGAACAGAGGAGGAAAACACCCUCAACCAAGAAGGAGGAGGUCCCACCGAGCCCAACGAGACCACACCGCUGACAGAACCCGAGCCUGCGGCUGCAGACACCGCCCCCCUGGUGGUGAACCUGCCCCCCAGCGCUGCCGUUAACUCGGUUACUGAGAGCUUUAGCACGGCACAGAGCAGUCCUGCUAGCGAGAGCACCACACUAACCACCAGCGCCUCCAGCCCAACCAAAGCCACCCCCGCCAAGUCCUCCCCCAAAAACUCUCCCAAAACUAACACCCAGCCUGAAGUCGGGCCCCUGGUUGACCUGAGCGACACCCCUAAAGUUGCCCCCUCGUCCAACCCGACUCCCCCUGUGUCAGAACCCCUGUCUGCUAACGCCGAUGGGCCACAGGGUCAGCGUGACUCAGUCAAACCCCCCGACAGCAGCCAGAGUCAGGACUUACAAGUAGACGGCCCGGCCAAGGAUGCCCCCAAUGCCCCGUGCACAGACUCCACCACAGCAGCCCAACAUGACGGUAAGACAGUGAAGGAUGAUAACACUAAAGGCGAGACGGAGGUGAAGAACGCCAUGGCUGAGGUGAAGACGGUCCCCAACGAGGCUCCUCAGACGAACGGCAACGAGAGCAAAGCGUAAAACCUCAGAGAGCGUCCCGAAGAAGAAGAGGAGGAAGAAGAGGGGCAGGUUAGGGCUGGGGAGGGUGAUGGGAUGAUGGGGGGGUUUUAGGGUUAACAGGAGGGGGUGGUCACAGUCACUGAAACCUCAAAGCAAUUUCACACACCACCCCAUCGCAUUAAGAGGAAAAAAAUUCAACCAGAAAGGAAAAAUCAAACAAAAUCAUGGGUCUCUUUCUUCAGUGUCUUCAGACCUCAUGCACUUGCCUUAGUUCCUUUUACAUUCAUCACCAAUUAAAACAAACAAUACAAGCUAAAUUCAUACGUGUUAUUCACCCUCUUUCUCGUACGCAACGUUAAAAUGGAUCAGCUGUUAAAUACGGAACAGAAUCUCUGUUGUUUUCUCUAGAUAGCCAUGGUUGGAUUGUAGCUUUACUUCACAGAUUACUGCCUUCAUGAUGUGGAAGACGUGUACAUUCCCAAUACUACUACUCUGUAUGCAGUACGGUCAUCAUCGUUGUCAUGGAUUUUGGGUCUUUUUGUUUCCUUUUGUUGAUAUUUUUUGUUGAAAUAAUGUGCAGACGUCACUGCCUAUUUAGCUUUUUUUUUUUUUUUUUUUUUAAAUGUUAUUUCCAGUGCUAGAGAUUAGAACAUUAGCAUGCCUGUGGGAUUUUUGUUUGUUUUUUUGUUGUUGUUGUUGUUUGCAAACUUACUGUAUUUCUGUACAUGUUGCUUUCAUUUGGAUCUUAUUCAGAUGUCUGUUUUUUUUCCGUCUUCCUUAAAGUUAAGUUCAUACACGUUUGGCUGAUAUAUUUUAGAAAAUACAGUGAAGGUGGUCUGGAUGGAUUUACAGCAGCAUCAUGGAUGAGGUCUCAUAAAGAAAAAGUAAAUACUGAAGCAAAUGUACCUAUUUUCUUCAAUGAUAAACAUAUUUUCUGUUGGAUAUUAGCCGUUUAUGAACUUAACUUCCAGGAGAUGGGAAUAGGGUGGGUUUAGAUGAAUGAAAUAGUCAAAAAUAUUUGUUUUCAGGGGCUUCAUCCCUUCGCUUUUUCAAGACUGAAUCCACCACAACAGCUCAGAAAAAGGUGUCCAGUUCCAAAGGAGAAAUACUGCCUUAUUUUGUCUGAAUUAGAUUAUUUUUGAAAAGAAAAACCCCCAUCCUUUCUCUCUUAAGUAUCCUAAAAUAACACAGUUCAUUUGCUCAUCCUGCUUCCAGUCUUCAUCAAACACAGAAGGUCAUUGAUAAAUACAUUUUACAAACUGGACCAGUGAAAAUUAUUUUAAAAACACAGGAUGUAAAUAAUGGAAAGCUAACUUAAAGUCCACCGUUUCUUCUGGGUCGUAGUAAAUUAUGAGCUUAGAUUUGCCAGGAACAGCUCUCUAUCCCGUCUUCAAAUGUAGUUUUUCUCUCUAGGAGUAGGUAGUAGCGAUGAAGUUAGCGGUGAAUCCUCUGAGGAUCACGACCCCCUCACAGCCUCCAGUGCCAUCGUUUGUUCAGCACACACGUGUUCUGGCUCACGGAUCAUGCAUGUGCUGUUAAUGUUGUUGUAAAAUGCUUUUUUUAAAAAAGAUUGAACACACCUUUAACUCCUUUUUUUUCUCACAAACAAACGCAUCAGCUUUUCCAGAGGUUUCCUUUAGUGCUUUACCUGACAGGUUUGAGGCAGCGUGUCGUUCUGUCCGGUCAAUAUCAACUUUUAUUUAUGGACUGAAAAGAAAAAAAGUCUUAACCUCACUGGAAAAAAUGUCCCUCUCAAAACAGGAAAAAAACUUAUGUCAAGGAACUUUUACCUUGAAAUAAGUGAAAAAAUCUGCCAAUAGAAGAAGUGAAAAAUGUCUUGGUAAGAUUUCUUGAAAUAAGAUUUGAUAUUUAGAAUCUUCAGAUCUUAAAAUUAGCUGGGAAAACUUAUUUUAAGCUCUAUUUUACCAGGACUGUCAAGCUUAGGUGUCUUAAAAUCAGCCAGAUAUGCUUAAAAAAAAAAAAAAAAGAGCAGUUUUCACUCACAGAUUUUUGCUUUCAUGUAACCUCCUAAUUUGAGAUGUAUUAAACUUACAAGUUUUCUUGUAAAAUUCAACUCAAAACAAGAUAAUUUCAAGUUUGUUUGACUUAACAAGAUAUUUAAGAUGUCUUAAAACAAGUCCCUCCAUCUGCUGAAAUGUCUCUUGUUCAGUGAAUUUAUCUUAAAUCAAGUGGGAUGAGACAUUUUGACCAAAAAUAAGACACAUAGACUUGGUAGGAUUUAGAGUUUUUGCAGUUCUCGGCCAGACUGGUUGAAUAUUCCACGCACCAAUAUCAAAUUCUGUCCUUCGUAUCUGAUUUUUUCUCUUCUAACCUUUAUUUCCCUUUCUGCCUUAACCUCCAACAUCCCCUGAUUAUCAGCGAGAGCGCCGAUGGCUCAACUUGCUGCUGAGAUUUCUCCUUUCUAACCGUCUGAUUGCCUCAGCCAGAGCUGCUCCAGCGACUGUUGUCAGUGUGAGUUUUUGUCAACGCUGCUCGAAGCGUUUUGCUGUUAAUUAUUUAAAUAGUUUGUGCCUGCAGUGACGUGACUCGUGUCGUAGAUGUAGGAAAGCUGAUUCUGAUUUCACUUCAUCAUGCAAACUUUCACCCGUCCAGAUAUUAAAGGAAUCGGUUACGUUGAGUUGAAUAAAUGGCCACUACAGCUCAAACACAUUUAAAUAAUGCGGUAUUUAACAUUUCUUCAGAGUUUGGAUGAAUUUUAAAGGACUACAUUGAUUUAUUUGAACAGUUUUUUCAUCAGUCGGUUUACUCGAUAUAAAAGAGCACCAGUUCCAUCAUUAGAGUCUGUCUCCAGUAGAUCUAUCGUGCAUCUUCCGUGCACGCAGGCAGCUACCAUUACACUACAAAUCACUACAGCAGAUGUGACAGUAAACAGCUGAAACCUGUGAACACAUGGAAUCUUUUUACUGCUGAAAAAACAACCGUGCUGUCCGGUGGGAUCGGUCUAAAUCUAGAUUUACCUUUAACCCUCCUGUCGUCCUCAUCUAUUUUAUUUUUUUAAUUUUAUUAUCCCUUAUUAAUCCUACAAGGGAAAUUCUGAUUUUUGCAUAUCCCUUCAAUUUGGGGGUCAGAGCGCAGGGUCAGCCGCGGUACAGCGCCCCCUGGAGCAGGAAGGGUUAAGGGCCUCGCUCAAGGGCCCCACAGUGGCCACAUCGGGGUUUGAACCUCUGACCUGAUCAGUAGUCCAGAGACUUAACCGUUGCACCACCACUGCACCAUUUAUGGGCACCAAAAAAUACUGUUUCCUUGUCUGAAAAAAAAUCAAAAAAUUCAGCCAAAAAAAUUCCAAUAAUUCCUUAAAUGUUUCCCUUAAAAGUUUUAUUUUUUUUAAAAAUCCCCCAAAUUUGGCAAGAAAAUUCUUGUAAAUAUUUUUCAAAAAAUGAGUAAAAAUCUUCUUAAAAAAAAAUCCUAAAAAUAUCUAAAGUGAUUCCAUAUAUGUCAGUAAAACUUGUAAUAUUUUCUUUAAGAACAUUCACAUAAAAAUCAACCAAAAUCCAGUGAAUUUCGCUGGAUUUUGUUAGAUAUUUUUGUGAAUGUUCUUAAGAAACAUUUUUAACAUUUCUUUUUUUCCCCAACAAAAAAGUUUCAAAGAUUUCCCAAAAAUGUUGAAAAUGUUGACAUCAGAAGUUUCACUGUGAAAAUAUAUAUUUUUUCCACAUUUUCAAACUUUAAAACGGGUCAAUUUUGACCCACAGGACGACACGAGGGUUAAAACCAUCCAGACAGUCCAGGAGAUUGUCAGAAUCAGAAUGUUUAGUGGAAAAUAAAACUAUUUCUUUGUGUCUGCUAUUCUACGGUUGCAGGUUGAGAUACCAGCAAACACUGCCAAAACAUAACACCAACUAACAACUAAUACAAGCGUUUUAUGUAACCAGCCUUCAUUUAUUUUCUUCACCAGCAUCUCUAAUCUCAUUUAUCACUUCACCUCUCCAGACUGUCGACCAGUCAGCUCUACUAACCCGCUCUGAGCACUUCCUUACAGUCUUACUAUACAUUAUUCAUAUUCAUGCCGGCUGGUGAUGGUUAUUGAGCAUUCUACACAUGAAAUACAGAGAAAAAGUGUCUUCGAUGCAUGUUGGGAAACAAAACCAGUGUGUAAAACUGUCAAAGUUUAGUCUAAACCAGGGGAGUCAAAUUCAUUCUAGUCCAGGUUCCACAUUGAGCCCAGUCUGAUCUCCAGUGGACCGGACCAGUAAAACCACAGCAUAAUAACCUGUAAAUAACCACAACUCCUAAUGGUUCCUUUGUUUUAGUGCAAAAAUGUUCAUUCUGAAAAUGUUCACAUUUAAGGAAUUAUCUUUUUGCAAAACAUGACCAACCUGAACAUAAAUUCAAUUUCAUCAACACAGCCUCAGUUUAUCAUUUCCACAUUACAACUUCCAGAUCACAGAUUGUCUACAAAGGAACACAACAUUUAGUCACCUGGAACUGAACCAGAGAGGAUUUUACUUUAUGAUCACAGCAACAAAAGUCAGACAAGAAAGACAAAAAACAACAAAACCAAGACAAAAUAUUACAAAAAUGAGACGCAAAAUGACAAAACAUGAGACAAACGACACGAAACAAAACACAAGAGACAAAAAAAUAGACAAAAAUGUUACAAAGCAUCUAAAAAAACGGACAAAUUUCACAAACGAGACCAAAAAAUAUGACAAAAAACACAAGCGAAACAAAAAGGAAACACAACAAAAGUCAGAAAAAGACAAAAAACAAAAACGACAAAAUAUUACAAAAAAUGAGACACAAAACAACAGCACAAUGAAGAAUCUAGUAUUUUACUUUCUGACCCAAACAACUUGUCAUGGUCUAGAAAUGAUUUUAAAUUUAUAGUUUUACUAAUUUACAAUCUGCAGUUAAUGUCUUCUCUGGAAUUUUUACACUUUGAGGGCCGGAUUGGACCCUCUGGAGGACCGCUUUUGGCCCGUGGACCACAUGUUUGACUCCCCUGGUCUAAACUUCUAAAAGAAGCUCAAACUGUCGCAGGUCCUGAGGAUUCCUUUGGAAAAACGUGCUGAUUAUUUUAAAGCUGUCUGUAAAUGAAGCCGUUACCGAGCAUCGCCUCUCACUCGUUCUCUCUCUUUAUUUCUAAAUCAAAUCCAAAUGAAUAAAUCUGGCCUCUUUUAAGCAGGAAGUAAAGCUGUCUGUGAGGUCUAACGGUCUGUUUUCAUGUGAAAAAAUAAAAAAAGUUUUUCUCAUGCCAUAGAGCUCUGCUAUGGAUCUGAAAGGUAACAAAAAAAAAUCUUUUCUUGUUUGUACAGUGUUCCUCCUUCUUUAGACUGCAAGCUGUAGUACACUGUGAACGUGUGAAUCCAUUGUGUCCUUUUGUCAUAGAGUCGAGCGGAUAGUUUGAUUGUGGAGAGACGUAGCCGGUAGUUUGUGACGGAAACUUUCCAACGUACAGAAGAAGUCUGACAGCAGCGAACUGGAAAGACACAGUGCCUUUGAAUAAGAAAACUGGUUCCAUUCCUCUCAGUGUCUGCAUUAAAAGUUUCACACCUCCAUCGUCCUGACGGUUUUUUCUUUUUAACACUUUUUCAUGGUUGUAAAAUUAGCAAAGCUUUGUUUCAACUGUCUCAUGCUCUGAGUGGACGUUUCAGUGUGUUUCCUGUACAUAGAUAUAUAUUCGGUUCUUCACACUUUCCUUGUUAAAUGAUGCUUUAUUACAAUUUGGAUCGUAUAUAUGUGGAUUUAAGCAUCAUUUCUGUUAUUAUGAUAUAAGUUAUACACAGAUGAUUUAUGUCUGGAGAUUGGAAAUGCUUAAAUGCAUGAACUUAAGUAGGUUUGAAGUCGUAUAAAAGAUGCUAAAAUAAGACCCAAGUUGUAAUAAACAGGAUUUAAAAGAAUAAAAGCUCGCAUCACAUGACAUCAAAGUCCAUCGACUCUUUGCUCAGGUCCCAUAUUCUCUAAAAUAUCUGAAAUAGUUCAAUUUGUCUGGAGCAAGCAUGCGGAAAUAUAUUCCAGAUGGAUAUGAUGUUUCUGUGGAGAAAAUAAUGAAGACUUCAUGAUCUGUAUUUUUUCCUGUGUUGUGUAACUUGUCCUGUUUCUCAAAUUCUGCUUCAAAAGAAACCUGUUUGUUUUUUCUCACGGAGCUCUGAAAUGUAAUAAAGGAAAAAAGGGAGAAGAAUCGUAAGAAAA
This is a messenger RNA of Amphiprion ocellaris (clown anemonefish), 9496 nucleotides long. RefSeq names its product neural cell adhesion molecule 1-like. The coding region runs from base 287 to 3364 and encodes 1025 amino acids. Gene Ontology annotation, molecular function: cell-cell adhesion mediator activity. Gene Ontology annotation, biological process: homophilic cell-cell adhesion; dendrite self-avoidance; axon guidance. Gene Ontology annotation, cellular component: axon; plasma membrane. The transcript is spliced from 23 exons. NCBI's taxonomy places the organism in Eukaryota, Metazoa, Chordata, Actinopteri, Pomacentridae. The record is from RefSeq and is a predicted model, not a curated record.